UUUCAAUUGCAUAUGAGAUUGGCCAUGAUGGGUUUGUAAACCAACAAAGCUCUGGUUUUGGAGGCAACAGUGGCUUUAAUCCAUUUGAGCAGAUAUUUCGUGACCAUGAUUCUCUUGGAGGAAACAGCAAAACUGUUAUGAUAGCAUGUGUCAGUCCAGCUGACACCAAUGCUGAAGAGACAUUGAACACUCUGAAGUAUGCUAACCGUGCUCGCAAUAUUCAGAACAAGGCAGUUAUCAAUCGUGACCCAGUGGGAGCUCAGAUGCAAAGAAUGCGAAGUCAGAUUGAGCAAUUGCAGUCUGAGCUUCUAUUUUACAGAGGUGAUGCUGGUGGGGCAUUCGAGGAACUUCAGAUUCUUAAACACAAAAUAUCCUUACUAGAAGCAAGCAAUGCAGAGCUACAGCGGGAGCUUAAAGAACGUCGAGUAACUUGUGAGAGUUUAUCACAACGUGCUUGUGAUGCUCAGGUUGAAAAGGACCAACUGAUCUUGAAAAUCGAAUCAAUUCGUAAUGGUAAAUCUUGGGAUGAAAUUGAAUCAAAUUCAAAUCAGGUUUGAACUCAUCAAAUCAUUUUGCUA
Messenger RNA from Cajanus cajan (pigeon pea), 578 nucleotides. Lineage: Eukaryota; Viridiplantae; Streptophyta; Magnoliopsida; Fabales; Fabaceae. The record is from RefSeq and is a predicted model, not a curated record.